AUGAGUUCAGACAGCCGCAGCCGAAGCCGAAGCAGGAGUAGGAGUCGUAGCCCUGGGAUCCGUAAGAUUCGCUCUGAACGACAUUCCUAUCGCGAUGCUCCUUACAGGAGAGAUUCAAGUCGGGGUUUCAGCCGAGACAAUUUGUGCAAGAACUGCAAGAGGCCUGGUCACUAUGCUAGAGAGUGCCCUAAUGUUGCAGUUUGCCACAAUUGUGGCCUUCCUGGGCACAUUGCGUCUGAAUGCUCCACAAAAUCCGUGUGCUGGAAUUGCAAAGAACCUGGUCACAUGGCCAGCAGUUGUCCAAAUGAGGGAAUUUGCCACACCUGUGGUAAAACUGGCCACCGUGCUAGGGAGUGCUCAGCUCCAGCAAUGCCUCCAGGGGACUUGAGGCUGUGCCACAACUGUUAUAAGCAGGGGCACAUUGCUGCUGAAUGUACAAAUGAGAAGGCUUGCAAUAACUGUAGGAAAACAGGGCACUUGGCACGUGAUUGUCCAAAUGACCCAAUUUGUAACGUGUGCAAUGUUUCUGGACAUGUGGCUAGACAAUGUCCAAAAUCCAACAUUAUUGGAGAUCACAGUGGCAGAGGCAGCUUCCGUGGUGCUGGUGGAGCGGGUGGUGGUGGUUACCGUGAUGUCGUGUGCAGGAACUGUCAACAGUUGGGUCAUAUGAGCCGGGACUGCAUGGGCCCCUUGAUGAUUUGUCACAAUUGUGGAGGCCGUGGUCACUUGGCAUAUGAGUGUCCUUCAGGUCGCUUUAUGGAUCGCUACCCUAGUGAUCGCUUUGUGGAUCGAUACCCUAGUGAUCGCGAUCGCUACCCUAGUAGGAGAUACUAG
This is a messenger RNA of Vicia faba (fava bean), 834 nucleotides long. The record is from the annotation of a GenBank genome assembly. NCBI's taxonomy places the organism in Eukaryota, Viridiplantae, Streptophyta, Magnoliopsida, Fabales, Fabaceae.